AUGGCGAAAUUUAACACGGGUAGCAGCCCCACAGAAGAUGUUUCUGGUAACAGUCGACCCUUCAAAGUCCCAGGACAACCUAUCCAUACAGGAUUACAGACGAGGAAAGCAGCACUGGAGAAAUUUGCAAACCAAGGAGAUGCAACUUCUUCUUCGGGAGCCAGUACUUUUCACAAACCCACUCAUCCUAAACCUCCUCUGGGGGUCAAACCUCAAAUUGAUGAUAAAACAGAGAAGGAUCCAAAGCCCCCAUAUUUGAAACCUGUGGCACAAAGGUUUGGAGUUCAGCUUAAGACAACUAACAGAGAAAAUGAUGGAAAAGCUGGAUGCACUAAAUCCCCCACCAAAACUAGUGACUUUGCAAAAGAAGAGCCGAAACCUCUGUAUCCCAAACCUGCAGGGAACAAGUUCCUUAGCUCUGCUCCUCAUGACAAAGAAAAAAAUCCUCUGGUAACAAAACCAAAUUCAAAUUUUGCACCACAGGAGAGUGAGACAAAGCCAACAUUUUCAAAAGUAAUGGGAGUUAAGGAAAAAUUAAUGUCUGCAACACAAGAAAAUGAGCCCAAGCCUCCUUUCUCUAAACCACCUCUUGCACAAAAACCUUCUCGAAACCAUGAUGUCUCCCACAAUGAAGACAAUUCGAAUAAAAAUAAUUUUCUGCAAAAAGGAGUAUCAGGACCCAGACCAAAUAUGCAGUCAUUUAAAACAGAAAAGGAAAUGGAUGAAAAUAGUAACUGUGCUGCAGAUGCUGCAGGCAGUCAUUUUUCUAACAUGGCUCUGAAGCCUUCUGGCCCCUGGUCCAGUUCAUCUCAGGGCACCCCCAAAAACUUGGAGGAAAAGACUGAAGAAACAGGAAUGAGUGCUGCCAAGAACAUCUUUCUCAACAAAAUCAUCCAGGAAGAAUCAGGUUCUUCUUCUUCUAAGUUCCAUAAGAUGAACACAGCGCUUGCUGCAGUAAGGCCAUCAGGUGGAUCACAAGAGAAAGAGGAUGGGGACAGGAGCUCAGGAGCCCCCAGGCGGAAAACCUUGCCCCCACUGUUCAAGCUGGGCCAGCCCCCACAGAAGCCCAGCAGACCCCCCAGUGUGGACCUGGAAAGAUUCCGGAAGAGCAGCCCAAAAGACAGCCCUAAAAAUGAAGGUUUGAAACAGAUAGCACCUUCCUCAGCAGCACUCUCCCCACCUGUACCUCCACCGCACUGUGCUACGCAGUUUCCACCUCCUCCACCAGCCUCUCACCCAUCCCUGCAGCCCCCAGCAGCUCCCAGCCUGCCUCCCAGAAACAUCAAGGUCAGCUCUGAAACAAUAAGUCCAGACAAUGAAGAAAAUUAUGAUGAUGUUGAAUUUGUUUCACAGGGUCAUGGAAAUACAGAGGGGGGCCAAGAAAGUGAUGGAGAGAUGUAUGAAGACAUAAAUGACAUAAGAUCAUCAAGAGGAAAAGAGAAGAAGUACGACAAGGAAGAAAAGAAAAAAAUGGACCAAGAGAAGAAAGAACAAAAGGAAAAAGAAAGGAAAGAGCAGGAAAUAAGGAAGAAGUUCAAAUUAACAGGACCCAUCCAAGUCCUUCAUCAGGCACGAGUUUGUGUUGACCACAAGGGAGGGAAGAAUGAGCUGACUGUCAAACAAGGGGAUGAGAUUGAAAUCAUUCGCCUCACAGACAACCCAGAAGGAAAGUGGCUGGGCAGGAUAAAAGGAUGUUAUGGAUACAUCAAAACAACCAUGGUGGAGAUUGAUUAUGAUUCUUUAAGAAGAAAGCAACAAUCAUCUACUAGAGCUGCUGGGAAACAGCCAGAGAGUGACCAAGAAGUAUAUGAUGAUGUUGGAGAGCAGGACAGUAUUAGCAGUCAGAGUGGUGGUCAAAGUGGAGCUGGAAGAAUGUUCCCUCCUCCUCCUUCUGAUCAAGAAAUUUAUGAUGGGAUUGAUGAUGAAGACACUGUAACUAGGUCUGUAUCACAGGAUGAAGAUAAGAAUGGUAUCUGGUCCUGGGGAAUCUUGAAGAGACUAAAGGUCAAAGAUGACAAAAAGAAAAGUGUACGAGAAAAAGCAGCCAAAGUCAAUGGGGCAGAAGAUAAUGGAGAUUUGUUUAUCUCUUCUUCAACAAAGCAGUUUGGAAAAGAUUGUGGAGACAAUGAUAUUUAUGAUGACGUAGAUUCUUCAGACUUCCCUCCUCCACCACCUGAACUCAAUUCAUCAAAAUCAGCAAGCCUUGGAAAACAUAAAUCAGAUGAAAAAGACGCACAAAAGUUUAAAAAGAUGGAAAGAGAAGAAAAAGAGUUCAGAAAAAAGUUCAGAUUUGAAGGUGAAAUUAAAGUUCUCUACUCCACCACCACAGUCCAGGAUUUGCCCCAGAAAAGAUGGGGACCUAAAGACUUACAAGUUAAACCAGGGGAGUCUCUUGAGGUUAUAGAAAGCACAGAUGAUACCAAGGUCCUGUGCAGGAAUGAAGAAGGAAAAUAUGGCUAUGUUCUGAGAAGCAAUUUAGUUCAGAAUGAUGGAGAGAUUUACGAUGAUAUUGGUGAUGAUUGUAUCUAUGAUAAUGACUGA
Molecule: messenger RNA, 2541 nt
Organism: Antrostomus carolinensis (chuck-will's-widow)
Lineage: Eukaryota; Metazoa; Chordata; Aves; Caprimulgiformes; Caprimulgidae
Gene: FYB1
Product: FYN binding protein 1
Exons: 18
Coding region: 1-2541 (846 amino acids)
Biological process (GO): T cell receptor signaling pathway; protein localization to plasma membrane; integrin-mediated signaling pathway
Cellular component (GO): plasma membrane
Molecular function (GO): lipid binding; protein binding
Source: RefSeq, a predicted model, not a curated record